This is a messenger RNA of Hyaloscypha bicolor E, 2467 nucleotides long. Its product is annotated as HET-domain-containing protein. NCBI's taxonomy places the organism in Eukaryota, Fungi, Ascomycota, Leotiomycetes, Helotiales, Hyaloscyphaceae. Bases 100 to 2088 code for a protein of 662 amino acids. The record is from RefSeq and is a predicted model, not a curated record. The transcript has a single exon.
CGCAACUCUACCGUACGAUUCCACCUCAGCCUCGUCACCUCGUCCAACACACUGAUAGGCAUUAGAGACGUAAGGGGAGAGACUCGCCGCCAUAUCACCAUGCCUUCCACAUAUCAAUAUGAAGAGUUGCCUACGGGGAAGUGGAUGCGCCUGCUGAAACUUCUCUCAGGCAAGAGCCGUAACCAGAUACCCACAUACCAACGUGAGGAGUCGCCUACGGGGAAGCGGAUGCGCCUAAUGAAACUUCUCUCAGGCAAGAGCCAUAGCCAGAUGCCCACAUACCAAUAUGAGGAGUUGCCUACGGGGAAGUGGAUACGCCUAAUGAAACUUCUCCCAGGCAACAGCGAUGACCAGAUACAUCUUGAACUCUUCACAGCCGAGCUAGAGAGUGCGCCUCCUUACGAAGCAAUUUCCUAUUGUUGGGGAGACCCGAACGAUCAAGAGGAAAUCCUCUGCUGUGGACGGUCCAUGUACAUCACGCGAAGCCUGUACUCUGGAUUGAAAUGCUUUCGAUAUCCUCAGAAGACUCGGAUCUUAUGGGCUGACGCUGUUUGUAUCAACCAGUCAAACGACAACGACAAAGGCCAUCAAGUCAACAUGAUGGGCGAUGUUUACGAUCACGCGUCCACAGUCUUGGUCUGGCUUGGAGAGGCCUCGACCCUUGCCGCGGAAAAGGCUUUCCACCUUAUUCGCAAGAUCAAUGGAUACAUGGACUCUAAGAUUUUAGAGAGCGAACUUGCCAAUAAUCCGUAUGAAGCAGUGGUGGAUGUUCCAAAGCCGGAAACACGAAGUCAGCUCUUCCAAGAUGACUCGGAAUCAGAAGCCCUUCGUGACUUCUUUCGCCGUCCCUGGUUCGACCGCCUCUGGGUGCUCCAGGAGGUCGCACUUGCCUCCUCUGCUUGGGUUUACUACGGCGCAACUUCUAUCAGUCUCACUGAAGUGGUUCAAUUUGCUUUCGUAUUGAUAAUGCGUCCAGAUCUCCAAAACAAUUUCCUCACUGGGCGUGUGGGAGAUGCUUUUCAGAACGUUUUUUGUACAUAUGCAAAGAAGAACACCUGGAUCCAGGAGAAGUCUAUUCUUCGGCACGCGCGAGAUUACAUAGAACGGAGCGCAAAACCAGCUUUUCAAGAGAUUCUCGACACUGGUCGACGUUUUGGCACGACGAAGCCACAUGACCACAUUUAUGCAUUUCUCGGACACCCUUCUGCCAGAGCAAAAGAUGGGUCAGUUGGUAUACUCGAAGCAGAUUACACACUUGACAUCGAAGAUGUGUACCGACAGCUUUCUGAAAGGCUGUAUGAGCGAGAUCGACGACUCGACUUUCUCUGUAAUGUGUUCCACUAUGAUCCAAGUUCAAUCGAGCAAGCACAAUCCUGGGCUCCUAAAUACCACAAUGGAGGAAAUCGUGCUAGCAUGUACUGGCUAGGGUGGAAUGUCGACAACUCUGCAGAGAUGGAGAUGUUUAUCAAGGUUGAUUUUCAUAAUAGCAUGCUUCAUGGUCGGAGCCUCUUAUUCGAUUCAAUCGCGACUUUCACUGAGACCUUCAAGGAGGAGGAUUUCGAAUCUAUGAGCCCUACUCCUGUGGAGAUAUGCUGGAAUUUGGAAGCUAGCUUCACCGAAUCCAUGGAUAUAGACGAACGAUUGCGAGAUUUCAGGUGGACAAUGGCUGGUGGAAGCUACACUGGGGGCGAAGCACGUUUGCAGAGGGAUUUCGAAUCGUAUUGCAUGGAAAAGACUUCGUCGGAAUUUUGCGCCAGCAUCCAACUAGGGAAUUUCUCAUCGGAUGAAACAUCCUUAGCUAAUGGAGAUUGGAAGCGAUUUGAAAGUGUAGCACUUAUUGCCAUGGCUGAAAGAAAAUUCUUCAUCACAAAAGAUGGCCGCUUCGGUCUUGGACCGUCGCUCCUCCAAGACGGGGACAUUUGCUGUGUGUUUAUGGGCUGCAGAAUGCCCCUAAUAAUUCGUCCGACGUCUACACCAAACCACCUCAAGGUUGUUGGGCCCAGCUACAUCCAUGGGGUAAUGCACGGGGAAGUAGUUAAAGCUCGUGUCAAAUCCCUUUCUGACUUGACUGAGAUUACGCUUGUGUAAGGCGCCGGUGGAGGUGUGGUCAUGGCACGGACGUACAGGACUGUUUUCCCUUUUUGUCAAAUAGUUUAGCUGGUCUUCGUGGAAGCUGAAGGAAAUUAUUACUAGUCGCUCCCUGGCUCCACAACGGAAAGAGACUUGCCGGUUUGGCUUAGAAGAAGGAGCUGGCAAUCAUCAUAGUAGGACUCGAGAGGGUAUAAGUGGGGAAUAUUUACUUGGCUUCUUCUCAAUCCGUCAUGUCCAUAUGGAUUGCCCUUGCACUUGCAUAGGAGAGAGAGCGCAAAAGACUACUCUCAUAUAGCACUAUUCGCAAGGGAGCCAAGGCUUUCGAAUUUAAGGUCGUAGGUUCAGUUGUGGAUCUCGAGGACGUGGCUGCUUGAAC